Messenger RNA from Oncorhynchus masou masou (cherry salmon), 7250 nucleotides. RefSeq names its product ankyrin repeat and LEM domain containing 1 (gene ankle1). Gene Ontology annotation, biological process: double-strand break repair via homologous recombination; resolution of meiotic recombination intermediates. The record is from RefSeq and is a predicted model, not a curated record. Gene Ontology annotation, cellular component: nucleoplasm; cytoplasm. Gene Ontology annotation, molecular function: DNA endonuclease activity; protein binding. NCBI's taxonomy places the organism in Eukaryota, Metazoa, Chordata, Actinopteri, Salmoniformes, Salmonidae.
CAAGGAAAUGAUUCCUCUUUACUUCAUUGAGAUAAACCCCAUAACCGAAAGGUUGCAAGAUCGAAUCCCAGAGCCGACAAGGUAAAAAUCUGUUGUUCUGCCCCUGAACAAGGCAGUUAACCCACUGGUCUUAGGCCGUCAUUGAAAAUAAGUAUUUGUUCUUAACUGACUUACCUAGUUAACUAAAGGUAAAAUAAAAAAUAAAUGCCACCAAGUUUUGAAGGUAAAGUCUAAUUGGUCCGAAUGCUGACAGAUUUUUUCUUUUGGAAAAUUUUUAUUGGUACAAUUCCUUUAAAAACAGCUCAUACAUUUUUUACAUCAUUUAUACACAUAAAAACGGCAACAAAGCAUAAAACACAGCAUUUGAAAGUUACAUUUAAAUUUGUUAAAAAAUACAUGUUGUUAAAACCAAUGAAAACAACUAUGAAUAAAAGUACUUUCCUUGUAAAUACAUCAAAUCUGUAAAAGCCAUUUAAAAUGUGUACUAAUGAUCUAACAAAGGUAAAACAUUUUUAAGACAUGAAAACAUGUUAAAAAGCCACUUUGUUAAAAGGCUGUCUUCAGUCCCUUGUACAGGAGCGGGGUGAGUCUUUAUCAAGUUCACCUCAUCCUGCUCUUCUGAAUGGAUCAUCGUCCCGUCCUUCGGGGCCCAGAGGGGAUCUCCCCUAGGCGCAUCACUCUAGGCGCUGCAGCGUUGUCAGGCCGUGGCCGCCGGGACCUAGGGUGUUGUGGGGGACCCUUCGCUUGGGGUCGAGGCCCCCUUUCUUCCGUACCACCCCAGGGCUUCCGUGGCUACCAUGGCCACUGCCUGGGGGGUGGUCUCUACGUUUUUCGCUACCAGCAGGUUACGGGAGGACCACAGUGCUUCCUUCAGGCACGUGAGGAUGGACCAGAGCUUGGUGAAGGUCUUCGAUGGAAUGGGCCUUCGGCCCACCCGAAUGCUGACAGAUACUAGAUUAAACCAAUCAGUAUUAUCUGUAGGUGGGAUAUUGGACUUCUGCGCAAAAUAGGCUGAUGCAGGGUCAUAGUGGAUUGGGAAGUGGGUUCGUGUUAGUGGGGGAAAACCCAGAUGGGGUGUGAGGAAUGUGUUGAGGUACAGAUUGUGAAGCAUGUCCUGUUAUAUUGCAGGCGGUAUACUGAGGAUAGGAGGACAUUUUUCUGUGAGAUGGCUGAGUUGGGUGUCACCACAUUUUUGCUUGUAACAAUUUUGCCCUCAAAUGACAGGCAUAACUAAAUAGCAAGGAAAUUGUUGUGGUUUCACAUUUUCACAAAAUGCAUGAAGACAUGGCUGUAGGUCCAUCAGAUUUGUAAACAUGGUCCCUAGCUGUGUAUUGCCGCUUUCCAUGUUGUCUGUUGUCUGUAGCUUGUGAGGUGUGGAAACACUUUGUUUGCUUUUAUGAAUUUUGUCUUGAUGCUUUUUGUCCUAUGUUGCUGUCUGUAUGCUAUGUCUUGCUUGUCCAAUGUUGCUCUGCGUGUGCUUGCUGCUCAAUGAUUGUCUAUAUUGUAAUUGUUUUUAAUAACCUGCCCAGGGACUGCGGUUGAAAAUUAGCUGGCUAAAACCGGCACUUUUACUGAAACGUUGAUUAAUGUGCACUGUCCCUGUAAAAAAUAAACUCAAACCGGCCUGCAACUAGGAUUGUGAGGCUAUUAGAUAUUUAAAUGUGUAAUUCGCACUGCGACCUGAGAAAGGCAGCGAUACGCAAUACUGCAUCUCGUCUGCCGGAAACGGACAGGCGGGGUUUAUGAACUUGGAGGGAACUUCAACACAACAACCCAAGAAAGGAAAUCGAAGAUGAAAUGUGUAUUUAUCAAAAUCGCAAAACAUAAAUAAAUAAACGAAACCGAUCAAUCUCAAUUAAAUUGCAUCCGGCGUGCACGAGAACUUGGGUUGCAUGCUUUUAGUUCGGUAGCUAAAGUAAAAGCUUUGAUGACCAGACGAAAUAUUGCAGAAGUACGCGAGUCAUGCAGCAUCGAAGCAAGACCAGUCUGGCAACACAGCUGUGCAAAGCUGUGAAUGACGGAGAACCAAGAACCGUGCAGAUUCUUCUUGCACAAGGAGCAAAUCCCAAUCUUGUCGGAAGUAAAGGUGUUGCUGCUGUGCAUUUGGCAGUUGGCAAAGAGACUGAGAAAAGUAUACGCUGCCUAAAGUUAAUUCUACAACAUGGGGCAGACCCCAACAUCAGGUCUUCGGAUGGUUUGACACCCCUGCACGUAGCAGCGUUAUGGGGUUGCUAUCAGAAUCUCAAACUGCUGUUAAAGAAUGGAGGGAACGCAAACUUAAAGGAUCAGGAAGGGAACAAACCAGGUGAUCUGGCACAACAACAGGACAACCGCAGAUGUGCCCACCUCCUUCAGGAGUACCAGUCUCAGUCCUUGGACACAGAGGAGGAAGAUCUGCCUCAAUUCCAAUACUCUGUUUACAAUGGCCAAGGUGACGCGUCAAGCUACACUGACUCCGAAGACUGCAGUGUUAUCUCUCACAGCAUGUCCUUGCUGAGUGACUUCGGGGAGGGCCCACUGAGUAGCACACGUCAGACCUCGUUCUUUGAACUGUCUGCUAUUAGCAACAGGCACAGUUGGAGAAGAAGAUCCCAUUCAUGGGCUUCUGAUUAUAAAUCUAACCCUGAGGUGCGCCACACCAACGAGUGGGACACGGACUCUGACUGGGAGCCUCCAUCAAUGUUAUCCAGCACUCGUAUGUCCGUCGCAGGUCCUAGAGCCGCACUUCCUGUACUUCGGGAGGAAGUACCACUCGCUGACUGCAGUGCGCUGCAUCGGUCUGUAAACAGGAACAAACUCUCUCCUCCUCCGUUGGACCUUCUCCCUCCUUGCUUUUCACGACGCAAGAGUGUGAGCUUCAGAGAGGAAGUGGGCGAAUACUUCCCUGUUUUUAGUUCAGAAUCUCCGAGGCGGGAGCCAGGGGGUCAGGGUAUUGCCUACACUAAAGACUAUACUCUCGACUUCUCGGAAUACUCAGAGUUCCUGGAUCCAGAGCGCAUGGCCACCGUCCUACAUCACCAGGGGAUCGACGUCACGUCCCCUGAACAUGUGUUUGUAUUCUCCAAGGACAAUAAUGAGUGCACUGAGAUCGACAUGGAAAAAACAUUUGUUGGACACUUCCCAUUUGAGGAAGAGAACGGAGAAGUCGUUGAGAACCAGGUAGAAGAAGUGGAGGUCCAUGAACAAGCAUUAUGUGGCUCUGCUAGCAGCAGCAGUAGCAGCGGAGCUAGUAGGUACAGCAGCUGUGAUAGUGACCACUACAUUACGACCCUGGAGGCGUCCCCCAGGCGGGUCUCACCCUCUGACAAGGAGCAUAAAGUGAAAAGCAGAGGUGUCAAAGGCGACCAACACACACAAAAUCCUAUGAACACUAACAAUGUAGAUACUGAUGAAACUCCCAACAGCUCAGAGAGGUCAAAACCAGCCAUGGUAGAACUACCAGCCAUGGUAGAUAACCUUACAUUGACUGACAAAAUAUCUCCAACCAAAGGUCCAGGUUGUGAAAAAAUAUUUCCAGAAGCUGUCUUAGCGGGUAAUGUUAAAGAGUUGUCAACAAGACUGACUGAAUGCACUCCCAGACCUGGUUCUACUCCAGCGUUGGAGGAGGACCUGCCUCUGACCCCAAGUCCCUUUGUCACUGGUAGGACGCACUCGCGGCUGAGUCGCUGCUCGGUAAUUAGCGGCAAGACCCCCGAAAGCCUCCUCUCCACCUCCUCACUGUUUGAGCAGACCUUGCCUACGCCGACACGCACACGCCGCCAAAACAUCAAGUCGCAAGACAGCGACGUCUUUUACCACACGCCAUGCGGUCGUAGUCGCACCCCAGUCUUUUCUGGGAACAGGACAGGUAGUACUUCUGGGGACUCAUUAGUCAUCUACGAGAGCCAAGAGCCUCAAUCGAGCACUCUCAGAGCCGACAGAGGUCAAGGGUCAUAUGUCAGUGCCAGCCAAGCGGACACCCUCAUCGUCGCCAAGGACGACAGAGGUCAGGGUUCUUGUGUUAGUGCCAGCCAAGCGGACACCCUCAUCAUCGCCAAGGACGACAGAGGUCAGGGUUCUUGUGUUAGUGCCAGCCAAGCGGACACCCUCAUCAUCGCCGAUGUCGACAGAGGUCAGAGUUCUUGUGUUAGUUCCAGCCAAGCGGACACCCUCAUCUCUAAAACCAUGGCUGACACAGUCAUCGUAACUCCAAGUUCAGCUGACAAAUUAUCUUUACCUGAUAAUUACUUUGUAAAAAAUCCUCACAAAGAGUCUUUACCCACUUAUCUGAGAAAAGACGUUCUUGAAAGUGGUGAAUUUCUAACCGACGAUUUGUCCAGCUCCAGUGAUGCAGUGACCAAGGAGGGGACAGUUGGUAGCUUUGGGCCAAGAGGGGAGGAAUCCUGGACCACAGAGGAGGCCGACUCAAGCUCAUCUUUGUCAAGUUCCCAGACUCCAUCUUCAUCCAGCUCCAGUUACUUCUCUCCAAAUAGAGAUCAGCCCCCUUCGACCCCAGGCACUACCCCGCGCUACAGCAUGAGUCGACUCUCCCGCUUCCACAAGCCCCAGCGGCUGGCCAGCCUCUCCUACACCCCAGGCGGACGUCCUGUGAUACCAGACCAGGAGGAACCGGUAGAGUACCUCUACACGGACACGGAGCAGGGUCACGAACUGAUCGAGACCCACGUCCCACCUGCGGCCAACACCUCGCUCAGCUCCAGCAUGAGCACGUCCAGCAGCGAGGACACAGUGCUGUACGACUGGCGCUCCCUGCAGGGUGGUGGAGGAACGGUGGCCAAAGGGAAGGAGAACCAGGAGCCCGUGGUGGCUCAGGACUGGUCAGAGACCAAAUGCCUGACGGACAAGGAGCUGAGACGCAGGCUUGUGGAGAUGGGAGAGAGUCCGGGACCCAUAAGUCAUCGUACCCGGCCGGUGUACAUGCAGAGGCUAAGGCGGCUGUUGCUGGAGCCGGACACUCAACAACAACUGCCGGACCAACCACAAGGUCCUGCGCAGGGACACAGUCCAGAGCUGUGUGUGGCCCUGCGGACGUUGGUGCUGCCCGACUGCCAGGACGACGAGCUGGCACUGUGCCAGCAGUUUGACCAACCAGACCAGAACAGGAAGUGGCGGGAGGGCGUCAUCAAGUCCAGCUUCAACUAUCUGCUACUGGACCCCAGAGUAACAAAGAACCUACCGUAUCGGAGUCAUUCCAUGAGCCCUCUGGAUUGUUUUCAGACUUUCAUCAGCGCUAUAUUCUACGUGGGCAAGGGCAAGCGCUCCCGACCCUACAGCCAUCUGUACGAGGCUCUCGACUACCACCGAGGAGACAAGACUUCUAAGAAACUAUGCUCCAAGGUGCAGCACAUCCUCCAGGUUUGGAAGGGAGCAGGGGUGAUCUCUCUGCACUGCUUCCAGAACGUCAUCCCCGUGGAGGCCUACACUCGUGAGGCCGUCAUGGUGGACGCCAUUGGCUUGAAGAUGCUGACCAACCAGAAGCGAGGGGACUACUACGGGGUGGUGUCCACGUGGCAGUUGAAGAGGAAGAGGGAGCUGGGGGUGCACCUGCUCUACAGGGCCAUGCAGAUCUUCCUGGCUGAGGGAGAGAGGCAGCUCAGACCUCCUGAUAUCAGGGGGGGACAGUAGUGCCCCCCAGUGGGUAGAGUUUGGUACUGCACCAACAGAAAAUGAACGUGUUUAUUGAACAAGGUGUUGACUAGUUUACUCCAUUCAGACGAAACUUGGGCUUAAAGGUCCAUUGCAGCUGUUUUUUAUCUCAAUAUCAAAUCAUUUCUGAGUAAUAAUUAAGUACCUUUAUUAUGAUUUGUUUUCAAUUAAAAUGGUUAAAAAGGAACAAAAAUAACUUCUGAGACAAAGAGCAAUUUCUCAAGCAAGAAUUUUGAUGGGACUGUCUAGGAGUGGUCUGAGUGGGGAGAGGAACAUUGAAAAUGGACAAUUUUACAGCCUGUUGAUGUUACCGGGCAGGUCAAAACUCCAUCCCACCAAAACAGGCUGACAGUUCAGACGGUCGUUUCAAACAGCUCUUACACUAAAAAGGCAUUAUCAUAAUUUUCACAAUAUUAUUUCAAGCUCAUAGUGUGGGAAGUUAAUAAAACACAGGGAAACCACAUUUUUGACUGUACUGGGCCUUUUAAAGUGUAAAUGUUUUACUCAUUGAUGUAGAAGAGAUUGGCUUGUUGGAACACGGGACCAAGAUAUAGGUUAUUUUUCUAUACAUUUUUUGUGUCCAUGUCAUACCUAGGCUAAACCAGAUUCACCUUGGAGCUCUAAUGGUUGCCAUUUCACCUUUCUGUCCGUUCUCCAAUCACCUCCUUUCUGUUCUCCAAUCACCUCGCCUUCUUCUCAACCUCAUUGGAAGAGAAGUACCAAGGUCCCGCCUGUCAGACCUUCUUCUCAACCUCAUUGGAAGAGAAGUACCAAGGUCCCGCCUCUCAGACUUUCUUCUCAACCUUAUUGGAAGAGAAGUUCCAAGGUCCCGCCUGUCAGACCUUCUUCUCAACCUCAUUGGAAGAGAAGUACCAAGGUCCCGCCUGUUGGACCUUCUUCUCAACCUCAUUGGAAGAGAAGUUCCAAGGUCCCGCCUGUCAGACCUUCUUCUCAAUCUCAUUGGAAGAGAAGUUCCAAGGUCCCGCCUGUCAGACCUUCUUCUCCAAUACGUUUUUAGAAGGAGCCGAAGAGAAAGGUGAUGAAUUGAGAAAGAGAGAAUGAUAUUGAAAGCUUGUUCACCUACCUUAGCAUCAGUUAAAUAUGUACGUCCAUUAAAUAUGAUGCAAAUACAUGUAUUUCUUUAGCAGAAAAACCAUUAGGCUUGUAUUAUUAGUAGUAUGAUCAUUAUGUAUGUAUUUGUAGAUAAAGUCUACCACCAGAAUGAAAGCACUAAAGGAAAAAUAAUCGUGUCACAACCAAUGUAUGUCUAUGGUCAAAACACUGGGUGGAAGGAAAAACACAUUUACACAUGUUUCGAGGAUUUUGUUAUUUACCUCGGUCAAAUCAAUUACAGAUCAACUUGAUUGAACUAUUCCCCCUUUUAACAAGUGAUAUGAUAAAUGCAUAGUUACAAUGAAGUUUCCAAACAAAUACCAAUAUCAUUAGCUAUAUGCCUAUGCUGGUUGUGCUAUGUCCAACUGGCAAAAGUUUCGAAUCAUCUCAUCCACAGAAUCUUUCAACUGUCUAUGGACUAUUUCAUCAAUGUAGCAUUAUUUUUCUUUGUUGUAUGUUAGGAUGUUCUUAUAAAAACAAAAAUACCCGAA